AUGGAACACACCCAAGCAUCGCCAUUUCUCAAGCCCGUUUCAAGAAUCACGCCCAAGCGCAAAGCCCAGAUCUCGACAGCACCAGCCGCUUCUUCUCAGUCGGUACAACAAAGGCAGAUUGAGGAGAGAAGUGAACUGGCGCAGGCAAUUCAACGAAGUCCAGACUGGAGCAAUGGAAGCCUGCAGCCUGCUGGGCUGUUUAGUCGUGCAGCCACUCGAGGCAGUUUCUCACUUGGAAGCAUAUUGAAUGCUUCAGAAUCGACCACUUCAGAGGCACAGCAAGAAGAGUCGCGGAUCCCUGCAAAUGAUCCAAUUCAACUUGGUCUCCUCAACUCUUCCAUCGCCUCGUCUCUGUUCGAAAACCGGAUCCGACAGGAGUCUUCAUUCCUUCUGACGGCAAUCCUAUCCGCAGCCUCAAAGGCAUUCAAUCCUGCUCUAUACAAGAGACUCCGCGACCAUGCAGAAGGUAUCCUUGCCUCUACGUUCAGAAAAGGAACCAAAUCAGUUGAGACUGCCCAAGCGGUGAUGAUCUUGACCUAUUGGAAAGAGUCUGAAGACACACGUGCCUGGAUGCUCCUGGGAUACGUGAUCAGGAUGGGCAUGGAAUUGGGCUGGCAUCGGCUGGCUCCUUAUUCGCCGCAAUCAAACGCGGCCAUGGACUUGGAGCGACGUCAAGCCAGGAACAUCGAGAGAACCUGGCUGAUUCUCUUUGUUUACGAUCGAAGCAUGAGCUUACAAACUGGAAAGCCGUGGAUGAUUGAACGAAGUGAGUUCAUCGAGUCUAUUGAGCCAUGGUGUAAAGAUGCAAUGGCUACUCCUGGUGAUUGCCUGCUCGGUGCGCUGGUAACACUACGACUGUUGAGUUCAGAGGUUUUCAGGCUACUAGGACCGAGGUCAAGUCGAGUUCGCGCCAGACAACUACACAGUCUCGAAUCUCUCCUUGCAAUCAUCAAGAGCAGAAUCGAGGAGUGGGAGUCGAGGUGGCUCAGGGUCGUAGAUACAGCACAGUCGGAUCCAAACAUGACCUACCAUAUGGAGGCUCUCUGGGUUAGCUACUCAAGUGCCCUGGAGAUGCUGCAUCUCAUCUGCCGUCACUCUUCUUGGCUUUACUUUACCCAAGACUCUGUUCAUGUGAUGACUGCCUAUAGUGCAGCAUUCUUGAUCAAGCUCAUGCUAUCUACGUCCCAUUCCAUCGCCGGCCAAAUUGAACCAGCCAUUCAAAGUGCAAUUUCGGGUGCAGCCUUGGUUUUCUCCCAGCAAGCUGCGCCGCCGGGCUCGAGUUGCGCACUUCAGUCAAGGUUUCUCGACAACAUCUUGGCUAGAAUCUCCAAGCCCUCAGCCGAGGCGUCGACGGUAACAGAUCUUCCUGAGCAUCGUGACCAGCUUCGGGCAGGCGAGCGGGACACGACACGCGAGAUCGGGUAUGCCGCAACUUCAGGUCGAGCUUUCGGCCAGGCGGAAGGCGCACUGAGUUUGGAUUUUGCAGAUGAUGAGACCUGGGUUGGACUCAUGGCUGAAGCUGGUUUCAAUACUCAAGAUGGUGUGUUUUUUGCUUGA
Molecule: messenger RNA, 1557 nt
Organism: Colletotrichum paranaense
Lineage: Eukaryota; Fungi; Ascomycota; Sordariomycetes; Glomerellales; Glomerellaceae
Product: fungal specific transcription factor domain-containing protein
Exons: 6
Coding region: 1-1557 (518 amino acids)
Biological process (GO): regulation of DNA-templated transcription; DNA-templated transcription
Cellular component (GO): nucleus
Molecular function (GO): zinc ion binding; transcription cis-regulatory region binding; DNA-binding transcription factor activity, RNA polymerase II-specific
Source: RefSeq, a predicted model, not a curated record